Messenger RNA from Aspergillus caelatus, 2304 nucleotides. Its product is annotated as beta-glucosidase. The record is from RefSeq and is a predicted model, not a curated record. Gene Ontology annotation, biological process: glucan catabolic process. The transcript has 7 exons. The coding region runs from base 1 to 2304 and encodes 767 amino acids. Gene Ontology annotation, molecular function: beta-glucosidase activity. Lineage: Eukaryota; Fungi; Ascomycota; Eurotiomycetes; Eurotiales; Aspergillaceae.
AUGCACGCCAUUGCGGGGUUGACUGGCCUUUUGGCCGGUGUCUCGUUGUCCUAUGCCGCUCCGACGCAGGAAAAUAUCACCAGUGACGCAUACUUCUAUGGACAGUCGCCUGCUGUCCCUCCUCCUUUGGGUACGGGUACCGGAGCAUGGGCAUCUGCUUACGAAAAGGCAAAGGCCUUCGUCGCCAACCUCACUCCAGAGGAGAAGGUGAAUCUUACCACUGGUACGGACGCCGACAAUGGCUGCUCGGGAAAUAUCCCGGCCAUUCCUCGGCUGAACUUUCCUGGGUUAUGUGUGUCUGAUGCUGGGAACGGUUUGAGAAGUACAGAUCAUGUCAAUGCUUGGUCGAGUGGUAUCCAUGCUGGUGCAAGUUGGAACAAGGACCUGGCACAUAAAAGAGGCCUCCACAUGGGUAGUGAAUUCCACAAGAAGGGAGUCCACGUUCUUCUGGGUCCCGUGGUAGGCCCAAUUGGCCGCGUAGCAGAAGGUGGCCGCAACUGGGAGGGUUUCUCGACGGACCCUUACCACAGCGGCCUGCUGGUUUCGGAGACUAUCCGUGGUAUCCAGUCUGCGGGUGUGGGUACCUCGACCAAGCACUAUAUUGCCAACGAGCAAGAGACCAACCGGAACCCGGAGUCGGAGAACGGUAUCGAUGUCGCAUCCGUCUCAUCUAAUAUCGAUGAUAAAACUAUGCAUGAACUGUAUCUGUGGCCAUUCCAGGAUGCGGUUCGUGCUGGUAGUGUAUCGAUUAUGUGCUCUUAUCAGCGCAUCAACAACUCCUACGGUUGCCAAAAUAGCAAGACGUUGAAUGGCUUGCUGAAGACGGAACUUGGAUUCCAAGGUUAUGUCAUGACCGAUUGGGGUGCCCAGCAUGGCGGUAUUGCAGCAUCGAACGCUGGCUUGGAUAUGGUCAUGCCAUCAAGCACCUUGUGGAACUCGAACCUUACCGAUGCUAUUGCAAAUGGCACUAUGGAGGCAUCCAGACUCGAUGACAUGGCAACUAGGAUCAUCGCAUCGUGGUACCAGAUGAACCAGGACGCUGAAUUCCCAUUACCGGGGGUAGGGAUGCCGUCGGACGUAUACACACCACACCAAGCCAUCAUCGGAAAGUCGUCGGACUCAAGGAAAGUGCUUCUCCAGAGUGCGAUCGAGGGUCAUGUUUUGGUAAAGAACUCGAACAACACCCUUCCUCUGAAGUCGCCAAAUAUGAUCUCCGUAUUUGGAUAUGAUGCAAAGGGACCUGACAGUCUUGGCUUCGCAUUGGAAUGGUUUAGCUACAGCCCGGCGAUCCAACCAAAUCACACACUCAUUGUGGGCGGAGGUUCCGGUGGAAACUCACCCGCAUACAUCAGUGCACCCUUAGAUGCUCUCCAACAGCAGGUGAUCGAAGAUGGCAGCUCCAUUCUAUGGAACAUUUCCGCUCAAGACCCGGAGGUUGACCCCAACACGGACGCUUGUCUUGUAUUCAUCAAUAGCUACGCAACAGAAGGGUACGACCGUGCCGGAUUAGUCGACGAGGGAAGCGAUGAACUAGUGACCAACGUCGCCAGCAAGUGCAGCAACACCAUCGUGACCAUCCACAACGCCGGCAUCCGGUUGGUCAAUAACUGGAUCGACCACGAAAACGUCACCGCUGUGAUAUUCGCCCAUCUCCCGGGUCAAGACUCCGGCCGUGCACUGGUGGAGUUGCUCUACGGGCGCUCCAACCCAUCUGGCAAGCUCCCGUACACAGUUGCCAAGAGCGCAGAGGACUAUGGAGCCCUGUUGCAUCCCAAGCAGCCCGAGGGCCAGUAUGGACUGUUCCCGCAGGAUGACUUCAGCGAGGGAGUAUACAUCGACUACCGUGCCUUUGACAAGGAGGGAAUCGAGCCGCAAUUCGAAUUUGGAUUCGGAUUGUCGUACACCACAUUCGACUACUCUGGACUGAACAUCGGUCAAGUCAGUGACAACUCCACCAGUCAGUAUCCUCCGUCCGCGGCGAUCCAAGAAGGUGGAAACCCUCACCUGUGGGAUGUGAUCCUCCGGGUGUCUGUCGACAUCACGAACAGCGGACCAGUGGCUGGUGACGAAGUUGCACAGCUUUAUUUGGGUAUUCCCAAUGGACCUGUGCGUCAGCUUCGCGGGUUUGAGAAAGUAACUAUCCCCGUUGGACAGACAGUGGAGGUGGAGUUCGCUUUGGGAAGACGGGACUUGAGUACCUGGGAUGUGGUGGCACAGGAAUGGUUGCUUCAAUCUGGGACAUACCAGGUGUAUGUGGGAAGAUCCAGUCGGGAUUUGCCUCUACAGGGGGAGUUCACCAUCUGA